Molecule: messenger RNA, 1216 nt
Organism: Aedes albopictus (Asian tiger mosquito)
Lineage: Eukaryota; Metazoa; Arthropoda; Insecta; Diptera; Culicidae
Exons: 3
Coding region: 243-1022 (259 amino acids)
Source: RefSeq, a predicted model, not a curated record
UGUUUCCAAUUUUCCGCUUCCCGUGGAAUUCCAUUCGCUCAAGGCUGGACAAAAUUUGUCAGUUCUGGUCUGAUGAAGGCUCACGUAGUGAUUGCUUCUGGUUAUUGGAUGUGGUCACGUUGCUUGGAGGGAGCAAAAGCGCAACCACAUCUAGGAUUAAAUGGGAACAUAACAUUCGCUACUUUUCCAAUUCUGUGUUUGCAUUCCAAGGCUUCGUAUUCCUCCUGCAAGUGAUUCAUUCAAUGCAUAACCAAAAGGACGAUUCAGCGCUCGUCGUAUUUGAUGGUUUGAAACUGUUCAUCUACUUUGUUGCAGUUUCGAAGAUGCUCGUGCUGUCACACCUCCAAAAACCGAUCACGGUCAUUAGGAAUUUUUUUACUGGAAACAGUGUGAAUUCCGGAAACCAGGACAUCGAUGAGCUUGAACAACGAAAGUUCAAUCGCUAUGCUCGAACAAUUAUGAAGCUUUCGAUUGGGCUGGUGCUCGUGAAUAUCGUGGCUUUUUCGGUGCCAAACACUGUCACCGAAAAAGCCCUUGCGUUGCCACCUUUGCUGCAGGGUUUCGGGCAACCAAUGCUGAGCAUCUUCCGCUGCCUAGCUAUAAACUGUAUGCCCCUUGGAAUCGUUCCCAGAUUUUUAACAAAUUUUACCACCGUUGCCACUUUGCUACUGGGGAUGCGUGCUAAGCUUAGAAUGCUGGCGUAUCGAUAUGCUCAGCUAUUGGUUCGCUCAAGAACUGACGCGGAGUACACAUUGGAUCGCAUCAACCGAGAUAUUAGGGAAAUCUUGGAUCAGCAAUUGGAGUAUUGGAGAGUAUUAAGGGAACUAAAAGACGUGGUUGGGAAAAUGUUUUUCCUAGUUCACUACUCGUCAAUUCUCGCCGUCGGUGCAUUUCUUUUCAUUGCUCAACAUACUGGAGUGAACAUAUUCUCGGCAUCACUUGCAUCUGGGGCUGGAUUUUUCCUUCUGGAGCAUUACUUCCAGUGUCGCAUGGUUGAUACUUUUCAGGACGAGGUAACAUAACGUCUCAUUUAUGUCGAAUUCGUUUUUGAACCUGGGUUGGAACUGGAUUGGCGGAAAAUGUGUAAACAAACAAACGUCAAACAAACUCAAACAAACUUUAGUACAAGCGAAACCGAAGUCGGGUUGGGGUUGAAACUGUGAUCUCAUCCAGUUCCAACCCAGGUUGGAACUGAAUCAAAAACGAAAACGACAUU